UGUACGGAUCGCUGAGGCGGGAGAGAGGGGCAGCGAGGCGGGUGUUUAGAAGUGAUGAGGAAAGAUGCAGGAAAGUGAAAUUCAGAGAUUUAAGUGCUUAUUAAGAAAACGUUAUAUAUAAAUAUUCAAUAACGUCUACAACGUGAAGGAUAAUCAUGAAAUGACACGGGUGAUUGAAGUCUUUUACUGAAGUGCAACAGGAACUCGACUGGAUUUCGGCUGAAUUAUCUGCUUAUAUUACAUAUCCACUACUUACUCUUGUGACCAAUGUGAGAGACACAGCUAUACCAGAUCUCACAAGUACAAUGCUUAUAAAGAACAUGUGUUGACGCAGUCUUCGACGUUCGGUGACGCAUUGAGCCGUCUGCUCCUGAGAGGCAGAGUUCAGAGCCCUCGGACGUUUAGGAGAAACAUCCAAGACAAAGUUGAUACUUCAAAGAAAAAUAGCUGUCGACUCUCAUUGCUGUGAAAGAACAACUUUUCAUAAAAAAUAAAACAAGUCAUGUGACUGAUGAUGGAGCCCAGUCAAGACGUGUUGCAGGAACAACUUAACGAGUCUUUUUCAGACCAAAGUGACAAAGCUAAGAUGUCCACUGAUCUCAAAGCCCUCAGAGGAACAGAGUUGUUGAAGACGGAGUUGUCACGUCGGGAUGCGAAUAUCCAAAGACUCCAGCAAGACCUGCUCCUCUCUCAUCAGGCCCGUGACACCCAGAGCGUUCAGCUGGACGUCCAGGAGCAGAGACUGUGGGGUUUGCAGAGAGAGCUGCAGGAAAGCCAGCAAGAGCUCCAACGUGAACGCAACCGCAACCAACAGCUACACAAGGAGCUACAAGAUGCCAAGCAGCAAGACCAGAAGCUACAGGCUCAGGGUGAUGAGCGGGUCCGGCGGCUGGAGGAGGAGGUGUCCAGGAUAAAAUUCCAGCAUGGUUCAGUCAGUCAGCAGUUACAGGAGCAGCGUUCAGCAUGCUGUACCCUACAGAGAGCACAAGAGGAGCUGAAGGAGAGAGAGAGACAGUGGCAGAUUGAGAAAUCCGCUCUACAUGAUCAGCUGAACCACGUCAGAGAGGAGCUCCACAGCGCCACCCUCAGGGAAGAGGAGCAUCGGCUAAAAGUGCUGCAGAUUGAUGAACUCCAAAAAGAGGUUGACAUGACGCUCGCACUCCUGGAAAAAGAAAGAGAGGACUGUGUAAAGGCCGAAGAGCUGGAACGACUGCGAGAAGAGCAACUCAAGGACAAGGUCCAGCAUCAAGAGGAGCUGAUUAUAGAGCUACAAAAAGAGCUGGAGAAGAUCAGAUCAGAGAAGGAGAAAGAACUAAGAGAAUGGAAGGAAAGAUGGAACUGUGUCUCAGAGAACCUCAGGAACACAAAGAACCAACUCCAGCAGACCCAGGACAGCAAAGAUCAGGCUCUCAGGAGCCUGGACCUACAGCAGGAGAAGAACCGCAGCCUUCAAAAUGAUAUGGACCAACUUCACAUCACGCUGGGUCAGCGUGAGAGCAAACUGGAAGUUCUGCUUCAGGAGGCGGCAGUCCUUCGCCAACAGCUGCUCAUCUCCCAAGAUUCACUGCAGCAGGUGACCAAUGAGCUCCAGGCCUGCGAGAAAGAGUUGAAAGAGGAGGUCAUGUCUAAAGGAAAGGAGGUGAGGAGACUUCAAGAGAUCCAGGAACAGAGAGAGGAGGUGAUAGAGGAGAACAAACACAAAGCUUCACAGCAGCGAGAGAGAGACGGCCUUUACAUGGAGUGUAAAGGCCAGAACAAGUCACUCUCUGAGUUGUGUCGGGAGGUACCGCGUUGGCAGCAGGAGGCGCUGGAGCAGAGGCAGAGCCGAGUAACGGAGGUGCAGGACCUUAAGAAAGAGCUGGAGAGCACACAAGGCCGCCUGCAGCUGAAGACAGCCCACAGACAACAGAGAGACACAGAAGAAAAGAUCAUCUGCAGGGAAACAACCUUCUGUUGUCAGAAUACAGAGUUGAUUCACCUGAAAACUGGCUUAUUGGAGGCUGAGAAGUUAGCUACUGAUGCAGAGGCCAGACUACAACCUCUUAGUGACUCCCUCGAGCUAUACAAACAUGAGUAUCAAGCCUGCCUCAACAAAAUCGCCAAACUAGAGAGUACCCAGCAAAGCCAGGGACAGGACCUGAAAGAGACCCAUGAUAAGGGCUGUGUGUGUCCUCAGGUGUUGGAGCGAGACGAGCAGAUUUUACGUCUGAGAGCUCAGAUUGUAGCUCUGCGGGGGGAUCUUCAGGUACAAUCUGCCCAGCUGGAGAGUGGAGAUGAUGCCCUCACCACUCUGAGCCAGCAGCUGCGAAACACGCUGGGUGAACUGGAGCACAGCCGUAAACAUGCCCAGGAGUGUGAGAUGCUCAUCAGCACCCUCAAAGACUCCAGCAAGAGCCUCCGACACCAGAUGGAAGAGCAGGAAGAGACUUUGGUUAAGGUCCAGGCUGAUUUUUCCAUCUACCGAUCCACUCAUGUUCACUCCAGUUCAGACUACGAAUCCCAGCAUGCCCGCGUUCAGGAACUGGAGCAUGCGCUGUUCCAAUCACUGGAGCGCUGCCGUGAGAGUGCCCAGCAGCUGCGGGCGUGCCAACUGGACCUGGAGCGUCACAGAAGCGACAGUUCGGCAGAAUUGCAGAGACUACUGCAGCUCCAGUCGCAUGCAUCGUGUGAGGACCAGAGUCGAGCACAAGUUGAUUCUUUGGAGCAGAAGGUCGCCAAUCUGGAAGAAGAGCUUCGGGCUGCUCAAAGGCAGUGUGCCCUAAAAGAACAGUCUAUCCAGAAAAGAGACACCCUGUUGAGACGGUCGGAGGCUGAUCUCCUGCAGGCCCGGGAGAAGAUUCAAGGCAAGGCAGCGGAGGCGGAGAGGCAGGUCGUCUCUGCUCGAGGCCUUGAAGCCAGUCUGCAGAGAGCAAAGAAAGAAAAGAGGCAGAAAGAGAAAGAGUGUGCGUCCCUCAGAAUACAACUAAUGAAGCUUAGGGAGGAACUGAAAGAGGCUCAGACCAGCUGCAGAGAUACUGCCCAGGAGUUGGCGCGGCAGCAGGAGAGGUCGGAGCUGUUGGAGAGAGGCCAGCGUGUGGCACAAGAGCAGCUUACUGAGCGUGUGACAGAGGUGGUGCGAGGAGAGAAAACUCAGCGGAGACUUCAGGCAGAACUUAAAAGAUUAACAGACAAGGUGGAGAACGUUGAAAAGGAGCUCCAGGACUCACGGAGGCUCGUGGAGCGUUUGCAGUCGGAGAUGCUCAACGCUCAACAGGAAGCCACGAGACUCCAGAAGGAGAAACAGCAGAUCCAGGAAGAGCUGACCAUCAGCAGAGAGAGCUUCUCAGCCCUGCAAACUAAGCUGAGUGAGCAGGAGAGGCUUCUGAUCACACUUCAGGAACGCAUAUCUGAGCUGCACAGCGCCACCCGCAGGCUACAAGAAGAGGAAGCAAACAGUCAGAUCCAACUGCAGUUAUGUCGGAAAGAACUGGAGACAAGAGACACCCAGGCUCAAAAACACAACCAAGAGAUGAGCACCCUGCAGGCCACAGUAUCCAAACUGACGCUGGAUCUGGAGCAGGAGAAAGAGAAGGGGCGGCAGGGGUUACGAGAGGCAACCAAAGCCCAGCAAAGAGCAAGAGAUCUCAAACUGGAGCUCAGUACAGCACAGGCCUCUCAUAAAGAGGGCAUGGAUCUGCUGUCUGAGUGCAGUCGUGAGUUGGCGGCCCAGAAGAGCGAGCAGGUUCGUCUGCAGCAGUGCCUGAUCCAGCUGACAGAGGAGAGAGCAGCUCAGGAGGAGAGAGCCCGACAGCUGAGCGCAGAUCUACAGAAAGUUCACAGUGAGAGCAGAUGCUCUCAGGAGGAGGCCCGGGCGUGUGAGGGGCGACUGGCAGAGCUGCACACUCAGCUGUCACGCUCAGAGCAGUGGGCACAGCAGCAGUUAACAGCCCUGCAGUCCAGAGAGGAGGAGGUCAUCAUGCUGAAGAUGGAGAUGGCCUCUCUCAGAGAGAACUACCAUGUCAAAGUAGCUCAGGUUGAGGCUUUGUACUCGCAGAUAGAUGCUGUUGAUCAGAAGUACAAUGCAGCUGUGUGUGAGGUGGACGUUUUACGGCAGUGUUUGGGUGACGCGCGGUGUGACAGCUCUCGUCUUCACAAGGAAAGUGAGCUGGUCGUGAGCAAUGUGAACCAGUGGGUAAAGGAGCAAAAGCACACUAAUGAGAAACUGGCACUUCAGAUCAAAGACCAGAGCAGGAAGAUCAUCCACCUGACAGCUGAGAAAGAUCACCUUCAGGAGAAUGUGAAAGGUCUGCAGGGAGAGAUUCGAAGGCUAAAAGCUGAGUUGGAUAAUGAGAGAAUGGAGACAGAAAGAUUUAAGUGAACAGAAGCUGAGAAUGCAGAAAGCUUAUCUGACCACCUCCUGCUUACAUGUGUGCCUGAAUCCACCUGAAUUUCUGCCUCAGAAGACUUUGGAGAAAAGUAACAUGAACAUGCACUACAGAUAUGUUUAGAUGCUUUGUGUGGUCAACAAAUGUUUUUUCCUCAUUUAUACCUCAUUUUUGCCACCUGUAUGCCACUGUCACCACUUAAAUCUGUUUUUAGAUUUAAAUUUGCGUUUUAAAGAUGCUUUUAUUCAUAACGACUUACAGUACAUCCAAUCUAUAUACAUUUUAUGAAUAUGUCUGUUCCCUGCAGACAAUAUUGUAUAUUUAAAUUUGUUAGCAUAUAGUUUUUUGGUCAUUUAUAAUGAUAAUAUUUUAUGAAAUGUGUCUUGUGAUAUACAGAUGACUUUAAAUCCACUGUCAAAAUUUUUAGUGCUGCGUCUGCUUAUAAUGGUUCAAUCAUAUAAAAUGUCUUAUAUGAAUGAUUGCCCAAUAUAUAACUAAAUAUUACAUUAAACACAAUGAAAAGAUCGGGCAUCACAUUCAGUGAUUUGCUGCAAGUAAUAGGUUUUUAAAUUAUUAAUGUACCGUAAUUCCUUAUGCACUUUGUCAUCAUGUAUUUCCCCUGAACAUCAAUCAGUCAAUAAAUGUGACAAACGUU
This is a messenger RNA of Misgurnus anguillicaudatus (oriental weatherfish), 5019 nucleotides long. RefSeq names its product polyamine modulated factor 1 binding protein 1 (gene pmfbp1). NCBI's taxonomy places the organism in Eukaryota, Metazoa, Chordata, Actinopteri, Cypriniformes, Cobitidae. The record is from RefSeq and is a predicted model, not a curated record. Gene Ontology annotation, cellular component: sperm head-tail coupling apparatus. Gene Ontology annotation, biological process: spermatogenesis.